UCAAUGCUUUGCAGUCAGUGCAGAAGGCUGUAUUACAGUCACUAAACAUAGUAAACAUGCUCGACAACAACAAUAACAAUAUCGAGAAGAAGAACAGCAAAAGUUAUUGGAAGUUGCUGCUAGAAAACAGAGAUUCGUAGAACGCAGAAUGAUAGGUGCUGGCAAGAUCAUGCUCGAAGAUGAAUCCACUAUCUGUGAAGACAUGCUUAAUGCUUUGGAUGUUAGUGGUCUUUAAGCAAAGGCAGCUGCUUUCAAUGAUUACAAUUUCGAGGCACCUAACCGAAGUCCAUUGGCAAUAGACAAUCAAAGAACAGCCAUUCUUGAACUUCUAAAAAAAAAAAUGUCAUCAUUGUUAAGGGCUUUACCAGUUGUGGUAAAACCACUCAAGUUCCCCAAUUUGUUUUAGAUGAAUGCUACCGAACCAAAACUCCUUGCAACAUUGUUGUGACUCAACCAAGGCGCAUUGCAGCCAUUAGCAUAGCCAAAAGGGUCUGCUAUGAAAGAAAUUGGACAUUGGGAACCGUUGUUGGAUACAACGGAAUAUUUUGUCACACUGUUAUCACAUUUACUAUUGCAAGCUAUGUGUUUACUAGGUUGGCAUGGAACAUCAAGUAAGUGAAUCAACUUUGCUCACCUAUCUGACCACAGGAUGCCUUUUUGAAGCAUUAGUAGCCAAAAAAUCCCUUGAAGGCUAUACCCACAUCAUUAUUGACGAAGUGCACGAGAGGGAUGAAGAUACUGACUUCCUUCUCUUGGUCGUCCGCAAGUUCCUCCGUCAUACGAGGACGACAACUAAAGUCUUUCUGAUGUCAGUUACUUUUGAUGCCGACAAAUUUGGCCAAUAUUUCAAUAGCCCCGUCAUUGGAAACUUUCCGUUCACGUCCAAAAGACCAUUUCGCAACGCUCCCAUAAUUGAAGUGGAGCACGGUGAACCUCACGACAUACGCGUUUAUUAUAGUGAACAUCUUCAAAAACUAGAGUUUCUAGAGGGGAGUAUGAACUACCUCUAUGAUAGCGUACCGGAAAUCCAUAAGCUCAAAUACGAAGCGGUCGCUAAGUUAAUUUCGGCUUUCGAUGGCAGACGAGAGAUACAGCGCUACGGUCGCCAUCCAAAAUCCAAAAUAUGAAAACAUUUCCAGCAACCGCAGCGCAAUACUUAUAUUCCUGGCCGGCGUCUGUGAAAUAGAAAAUAUGCACAAAGCUUUGCUCGACUACGACAUCAAUUCUGAUUUCGAGAACUGUUGGUACAUCCUACCACUACAUUCACAAAUCACCAGUGAAGAGUAAAAUCGCGUCUUCCAGCCAAUGUCUAGUCUAGCUCCACAUUUCAGUAAUUUCCGGAAAAUCAUUCUGUCCACGCAUAUCGCUGAAAAAUCGCUCACGGUGCCAGACGUUACCUACGUAAUUGAUUUCUGUCUCAUCAAGGAGCUCGUCACGGACCCAGAUACCAAUUUGAGUAGGCCAGUAGGCCGGAUACCACCGACGUCGGCAGAUUAUUAUAGUGCUGGCUAUACCAUCAAGCCCCCGCCACAGUGCAAAAGAGAAAAUGGCCGAGAGCCAGACAGCAAUGGUAUUUGACUUUGUUCACUCGGUCGGAUUUCCAUAUCUUUCUCUCUUUUUCCUCCAUCCGCGUUUAGAUCUAUCUAUAAAUUCUCCGCCCGGUAUUCUAGAUAGUAUACAUUCUGACCAAAAUUUGUCGUCUUGUGUAGCAGAGAAAUCCCGUAGCUCAAGCUUGAUUGAAUCUCUUCUUUUCCACGGUGCCGCUACAUCGGCUGAGUGCGGCAAACUAAUGUUUCUCUUCUCAUCAAUAGCUUUUGUGCUCUUGUCUUGCUGCUUUGAUGUUGAUUACAGCAUUUUCAUUAAACAAAUG
Daphnia magna is the source of this 1870-nucleotide messenger RNA. Its product is annotated as probable ATP-dependent RNA helicase spindle-E. Gene Ontology annotation, cellular component: intracellular anatomical structure. NCBI's taxonomy places the organism in Eukaryota, Metazoa, Arthropoda, Branchiopoda, Diplostraca, Daphniidae. The record is from RefSeq and is a predicted model, not a curated record. The transcript is spliced from 5 exons. Bases 600 to 1127 code for a protein of 175 amino acids. Gene Ontology annotation, molecular function: RNA binding.